CCUAAUUUAUUCUAGUUUCAGACAGAAACCUGGUGAAUUUUUCGCUGAAUAUGGACCUCAUGCUUUUAUUUUGAAAUAUGAGACAGUUGGAGAUAAAAUGAGUUGUUAUUUGGGGAAAAAAUCCCUUUCUUCUUGUUCUUUAUCACGCUUGCAUGACAAAAAGCCUCACCGAAACUCCCCCUCUGCAUGUCUUCGCUGUUCCCGGUGAGGAUGAGAAGAGCUGCGGUCUGCGCCACACCUGUCCGGUUUGGGGACUCUGGCUACAGGUGAGGCCGAAGCUCCGCCCACCGCCAGGUUUCAGUCGGACUUGUUUUUAAAGAGCAGCUGUCAAAACUCAGCCGCUCCGGUCGACAUUGUUACUCAGCGUUUGGGAGCAAGAAGACACAACAACUUCAUCAACAACAACAACAGCAUCAACAGGAACCAUGCCGAGACGAACCACCCAGGAGUGGAUCCGGACUUCUCUGCGCACUCCGGGCAUCUUCAUCUUCGGGCUGGUCAUGGCUCCCUGCGGCUGGAUCCUGGACCUCACCGCCACCGUGUCACCGAACUGGAGGACCCUGAACGACCUCCCCAACACCCCGUCCGACGAGUUCCUCCAGCAGGGCAUCUGGGACAUCUGCAGGGCCUCCACCACCUCCACCGUCUUGGAGUGCAACCAGCAGGACACCACCUACUUCAACAACGAGAUCAUCCGGGUGGCCCAGGGGCUCAUGGUGGCUUCCCUCAUCGUGACGCUCAUCGGGCUGGCCGUGGCCAUUCCCGGGAUCCGCUGCUGGAAGGACCGGCCCAACUGGAUAGUGGCGGGUCUGGGCGGGCUGCUCAUCUUCCUGUCGGGCGUCAUGACCAUCAUCCCCAUCGCCUGGUACACGCACAUCCUCGACGAAAUCACCUCCGACUCUUCUCUCACGGGCGUGCGCGUCGGCUACUGCAUCGUGCUGGGCUACAUCGGCGGGAUCUUCGAGAUUCUGGGCGGCUUCGUCAUGUUCAUCGGGAUCUGCCGCUGCUGCGGAGGGAAGAACCGGGGCGAGAGGCCGGUGGAGGAGGUGGUCCGGUCCCGCCAGCCCAAGCCCACGCCGAGACGCCUGGACGUGCCGAGCCUGAACCGGGCCCGGAGCAGUGCCAGCAGCGUCCCGUACUCCAAGGACUCCCUGGAUGAUGAUGUGUCCUUCCCCCGGGCCAAGAGCCCCGCAGCCCGGUCAGCCAACACCUCCUUUAACGGAACACCUUAUGAUGCAGACCUAUGAGGAGCUGGAAGCUCAGGAGAGGACAAUUUACUGAAGAGACUGUGAGUGGAAAACAUUCUGGAUCAGGGCUGUCAAAGUUAUUAGAGUUCAGGUUCCACAUUCAGCAAAAUUUGAUCUGAAAUGACCAAUAAAGUCACAGCAUAAUUACCUAUAAAUAAUGUUUCCUAUUAGUGUAAAAAUGUUCACAUUUAAGGAAUUAUCUUUUUACAAAACAUCAUGAACAACCUGAAAUUACUUAAGAAAAAUAAAUUCAGUUUCAUCAUUCAGCCUCCUUUUAUCGUUUCCACAUUACAACUUCCAGAUUUUACUUUAUGAUCAAAACAACAAAAGUCAGACAAAAACAACAAAAACAAGACAAAAUAUUACAAAAAUGGCAAAUAUGAGAGAAAUGACAUGAAAUGAAACAAAAAGAGACUAAAAAUUAGGCAAAAACAUCACGAAGUCACAAAAAUUAACAUAAAAUGUGCAAAAAAUGCAACAAAAUGACAAAAAAAUAGAAGAAAAAACACAAGCGAGACAAAAACGAAACACAAAACGACAAAAACAUGAGACAAAUAUCAAGUGUCAGACAAAAUAACAACACAAAAUAUUGCAAAAAUGAGACACAAAAUGAUAAAACUUAGACAAACGACACGAAACAAAACAAAAAUAGACUAAAAAUUAGGCAAAAACGUCACAAAGCAACAAAAAAUUAACACAAACGAUGCAAACAAAGCAGCAAAGUGACAAAAGAACAAUGAGCAAUCUAGUAUGUUAAUGUCUUCUCUGUAAUUUUGACACUUUGAGAGCCGGAUUGGACCCUCUGGAGGACCACUUUUGGCCCACAGACCUCAUGUUUGACACCUCUGCUUUAAAUAUUAAAUCUAAACUCCCUCUCAUCAUUAGACCAGUAAUAUUUGAAGACUUCUAUCUGUUGUAGAACAUCGUGUUUAAAGGAGGGACAGGUCUGUGACUGCAGGUUAAUGAGGCUCAUUAUAGCCUCAGCUUCAUUAUUAUUAAUUAUACUAUCACUGUAACACAUUACAAAACCUGCCAUCAGUGAUUUAAUGACGAUUAUAGUGAGAAAAUGGAAGGAGUGUGCCAUGAAGGACUUUGGAGAAUGAAGAAAAACUGAUGUGAAGUUGAAGUUUUUCUCCACUACAGUUGUAAAUAUCCCUCACCUUUAUUUUUCUGUGUACGCUGGAUAAAGCAUACACUUUUCUUUUUUUAAAUCUCCAUUUUUAUGUGAAUACUGUGUUGUGAUGCACUUUACUGACGGACACAAGGCCAGCCGAGACGAACCUCCAGAAGAAGCACCCUGAAGUGUUUAGUGUUGCUCUGUGAUUAAAUGUUCAUUAAAUGUUUCCUAAGAACGUA
Messenger RNA from Acanthochromis polyacanthus (spiny chromis), 2603 nucleotides. It is a transcript of the gene cldn23.1, whose product is annotated as claudin 23.1. Gene Ontology annotation, molecular function: structural molecule activity. Gene Ontology annotation, biological process: cell adhesion; bicellular tight junction assembly. Gene Ontology annotation, cellular component: bicellular tight junction; plasma membrane. NCBI's taxonomy places the organism in Eukaryota, Metazoa, Chordata, Actinopteri, Pomacentridae. The transcript has a single exon. The coding region runs from base 426 to 1247 and encodes 273 amino acids. The record is from RefSeq and is a predicted model, not a curated record.